Molecule: messenger RNA, 1802 nt
Organism: Chelonus insularis
Lineage: Eukaryota; Metazoa; Arthropoda; Insecta; Hymenoptera; Braconidae
Product: protein FAM76A
Exons: 7
Coding region: 275-1264 (329 amino acids)
Cellular component (GO): nuclear speck
Source: RefSeq, a predicted model, not a curated record
CAAAAGAGAAAUUUUAGAGUAAUGUCGAAUAAGUGUCGGUGUCGUAUAAAAACAAUUAAGUUUUCCUUGUGCUUCCUCGAAUGAUGGUUAAAUAAUGUAAUACUAAGUUAUUAAAAAAGGAGAUUUUACUUUUUAUUUAUAUAACAAAAAAAAAAUAAUUUAUUAAAAAUAAUUUUAUAUCGCGACGCAAAAAGUUUUGAUUAGAAUUUAAGUCUGUAGUAUAUACUAGAGGUGACGUCUGAAAUCGAAGGACCAAGCUUACAUUUUCUAGAGGAUGAGUUCUAAUAACGUGAAGGCGCUAUUCGCUUGCUCCAGGUGUUUCUCACGACAUCCUUUUGAAGAAUUAUCUCCGGGGCAACAGCUAUGCAAGGAAUGUCGUGGUUCGUUUCCUGUGGUUAAGUGUACAUACUGCAGAUCAGAAUUUCAACAAACCAUUAAAGGUAACACUUGUACAAUUUGCAAAAAGUGUGAACAGAAUGUCAAGGCCUAUGGAAAACCAUCGGCAUGCGAAUAUUGCAAUACUAUUGCAGCAUUUAUUGGUAGUAAGUGUCAAAGAUGUACCAAUUCAGAAAAACGUUAUGGUCCUCCGGUAACAUGUGAACAAUGUAAACAAAAAUGUGCUUUUGAUAGACAAGAUGAAGACAAAAAGGUUGAUGGAAAGUUACUAUGUUGGCUGUGUACACUCUCUUACAAGCGCGCUCUAGCAAAAACAAAGCAGUCUGAUGCAGAAAGAAGAGCUCACCUGAAACUUGCUCAUGAGCGUGCGGCAAAACAUAAAGAACAAAAAUUAAAAGGACACAAUAAACGACCACAUCGAGUGGACGUGACGAAAUUACCUCCACAAUCGGAUUCUACAGAAACAAAUGGACCAACUCCAGUUAAAGUUACACGAAUGGUUGGAGUUCAUGAUCCUCAUGAUCCCAAUAGUUCAGAUCAUGUUGUUGCUGUUACUCAACUUAAAGAAAAAAUAGCUCAUCUUCAAAAACAGUUAAUACAAAAAGAUAAUCAAUUACUUAGUAAAGAUAAACAGAUAACUGAAUUAAAAGCAAAAAAUUUUACAGCAGAAACGGAGCUGCGUAAUAAAAUGAAAGCAACAGAAAAAGAAUAUGAAAAUAAAAUAACAACAAUGCAGCAAAAAAUAUCAUCAUUAUUGAAAGAAGUUGCUACUUUAUCAAAAAGCACUAAACGUGCUGAUCGUUUAGCGGCAACUAAAAGUGAAGCUGGAACUAAUAGUGGAAGUGGAACAGAUAGUCCAGUACCUUGAUAAGGGGUUUAAUUAGUUGUAAAAACGUACAUUCAAAGUCCAUACCCACUGGAAAUUAAGUGGUUUACUUAUAUAAAUAGCAAAUUCUUUCCAUCUCACAAUACAAAAACUGUAUUAUUUUUAUAAUAUACGAAUAAUAAUUAUCCUCGAUGAUGGAUCAAAAAAAAUCAACUUAAAUAUUGAGGAUUAGAAUGAAAAUCAUUAUAAAAGCAAUGUAAAUGUGCUUUUAAUUAUUCUUUUUGAAGCGGUAAUUUUCAGAAGUGAUUAUAAUUAUUAUAUUAUAUCAAAUGAAACGGAAUUUAUUAUCUGAUCAUUAGUUAAAAUUAUAAAAUGAUUUAGCGUUCAUGUAUGUAUGAAAUUGGAAACUUUUUCAUUUAUGUAUAUUGGCAAAUUGGCAAACUCAAAUAGUAGUAGUAGAAAUUGGAUUACUUUAAUCACCGCUAUAUUUAAUAAAUAUUUGUAUUCAUUAUUAAUGUCAAUGAACCAAAUGGUUGGUCAUUUUGAAGAAAAGUUUUUCAAUACAAUUCAUGAAAAUUUU